Molecule: messenger RNA, 1965 nt
Organism: Trichoderma gamsii
Lineage: Eukaryota; Fungi; Ascomycota; Sordariomycetes; Hypocreales; Hypocreaceae
Exons: 2
Coding region: 1-1965 (654 amino acids)
Molecular function (GO): protein binding
Source: RefSeq, a predicted model, not a curated record
AUGUGUAUCAGUUGGAUCUGGCAAAACAAUGAUAGCGUUCGUCUAGCCAACCAUCUGCUGUUAUAUAACAGUCUAACAACGAAUAGAACCGCGGUGAUCGAUGCUGCUCAAACUCAACUUUCAGAGGACAAGUUCCCGGUUGUCUUUUUUUAUUGCGAUUAUGGAUACAGUGGCGAACUGGAUGCUUCAUACAUCGUUUCGAGCUUUAUCAAACAGAUAUGUGAAUUCCUAUAUCAACAGUUUGGAUAUUAUCCAGAAAAUGUUGCUUCCGACUUACGAAAGUUCUUUGGGCCUAAAAGGAUUCAGCCAGACUUCGACGAUCUCCAGGUUGUCUUUUCACGGCUGUGUCGCUCUGUACCUGAUACGAUAUACAUUAUUGAUGGAGUUGAUGCCCUACAAGAAGCUCAUGCCAUUCGUUUCUUGAAGUUUAUACAACGCUUGUUCUGUUCCUCAGAUGCGUCUCAAGGGCCACGAAUUUUGUUAUUGAGCAGAGAUCAAGUUCCUGGAUAUAUUAAUAUUGGUACUUUCAUCCAUGGGAUAUAUCAAAUAUCAAUAUCGACAAACGCUGAGCAAGACAUAAAACACUAUAUCGAGACAAGCAUUGAUGAGAAAAUGAAGUACAGAACGCUCACUAAUGAUGUCUCAUUGUUGAACGAAAUCAAAAAUACGCUGCUUACUGAGUCAUCUCAAAUGUUUCUAUGGGCAUACCUCCAAUUAGAGAUCUUGUGGGAUACGUGCCGCACAGAUGCAGACAUACGUUGCGCCUUGACCAAACUACCUAGAACUAUAGAACAAAUUUAUGAACACUGCGUUGGCAGGAUAAACUUCCAGGAUGGCUGGGCUCUCAAAGUACUUAAGUGGGUUAGCUUUGCUAAAAGACCACUUCAUAUUGAAGAACUAAGAGAAGCCGUCGCCUUUCAAUCCACAGAUACGAAGUGGAACGCCAAUAAAAAGCCACAAAGGGACUUUAUCAUUGGCUGUUGUGCAAAUCUUGUCGUCUUGGACCCUGUUGACAACUGUGUUCGCUUUGCACAUUCGUCAGUGAAACAAUAUCUGGAGGAAGACAGAAAAAGAGUGCGUGAGGAAAUGCUUGUUUCAGGAUAUCCAGCAGAAGGAAAUGGAGAUUUAGAAUGCGGGGAGUAUUGUGUCACUUACUUAUCUUUCUCGGACUUUAGCCUUCAACUGACCAGCCCUUCGACCCAAAACAUAGCAACAUCCAUUCCAUCUCCCUACUCAAUCGCACUAUCAGUACCCGGCACUGGAUUCUUCAAAGCUCUCUUCCGGAAGUCUCAAAAUCAGACCAAUACAAUUUCUCUACCAUUACGAACGAUACCUAUACCAACAGCUCCAAGCCGAGCGCAGUACAAAUUUCUUGAUUACGCAAUUGCAAAUUGGGCAGUUCAUACGCGACAUAUAUAUUGCGAAUCAUUAGCGUGGGAAAAUUUCGUGCAGCUUGCAAUGCAUGUCAACGAAACUUGGAACUUUCAUCCAUGGGUAUCAGGUGGUCGUUCGAAAGACUCUUAUCUGCACGGCCUCUUUGGAUGGGCAGUCAAAGAGCGGCAUAAGCCCUUAUUGUCGCUUGUAUUGGGUAUGAAGUCAUCGUUACACUUAGUUUGCAAUCUUCCGAUGGUCGGCGAAGGCCUUCCCGCCAUUCACAUUGCAUCAAAGCUUGGAUACGAAGACAUUAUUCAGAUUCUCUUAGAGUUCUGCGAUGUAAACAACGUUGACCAAGACGGAUGCACACCUCUACACCACGCGGCUAGUAAUGGUCACACUGAUGUGGCACGCCUAUUUCUGCAUCAAAAAGGUAUAAAAUUUGAUGUUCAUUCAACAACUCACUGUACACCUCUCUGGUUGGCGGCCAGCCACGGAUAUCAUGAUAUCGUAUCACUGCUUAUCCAUAAGGGAGCCCGAAUUGAGAUUCAAGAUGAGAUUGUUGUCGUACGCCUUUAUGGUGUGCGGUAG